CUCGAACAAACCGUCAAAGUUUAUCAUGAAGAGUGUCCUGCGCAAUGUCAAAAACGUCACAAAAGGCUACUCGGACUUGCAGAUAAAAACCCGUCAGGCCACUUGCAAUGACCCGUGGGGUCCCUCUGGAUCACUCAUGGCUGAAAUUUCAAAUUGCACAGAUAACCAGCGUGAUUUUAUGGAGAUUAUCGAGAUUAUUGACAAACGAAUGAACGAUUCAGGAAAAAACUGGAGACAUGUAUACAAGGCACUCACUGUGCUAGACUACUUGAUUAAAAAUGGUUCUGAAGCUGUAGUUGUGCAUGCCAAACAAAACCUACAUGUCAUCAAGACUCUCAAAGAAUUUCAAUAUAUUGACGAUGAGGGUCGUGAUCAGGGUGCCAAUGUUCGACAAAAGAGCAAAGACAUCACUGCACUUCUUGUUGACGAAUCACUGUUACAGGAAGCACGAGGUACUCGUGGAAGAGUACGCAAUCGUUUCAACUACAGUGCCGAAAGCGAAGGAGCUACCAACUCGGAAGAUGCUGAUCUUCGUCGCGCAUUGGAGGAAAGCAAACAGCAAGCGACAGAAGAUAGUCGAAGAAGAAAAGAACGUGAACAAGAAGAAAGCGAUAUUCAACGUGCUAUUGAGCUGAGUGAAAAGGAGGCCAUUCAGCGUAGAAUGGAUGCGCGAAACCGUCUAGAGCCACAAAUGACAGGAGAUAGUCUCUUUUCUGGAAACACUACCAAAGGUACAGAUAUCAUCGACUUUUUUGGCAGUUUGGAGCAGCCAGUGGCUCAGCAACAACCCCAGCAAACAGCGUUUGAUCCAUUUGCCGGGUUUGGUGGAGUGGAUCCAUUUGCUAUUCAGCAGCAGCAAUUGUUACAACAACAGCAGCAACAAUAUAUGCAGCAGCAACAACAACAACAGCUUUUACAGCAACAGCAACAACAACAGCUUUUACAGCAACAGCAGCAGCAGCAGCUUGCCCAACAGCAACAACUUGCUCAACAGCAGCAACAAGCACAGUUUGAUUUCUUUGCUAGCUUGAACCAGCAAUCUCAUGCCGCUGUUCCUCAAAACAAUCCAUUUUCAAUGCAGCAGUCUCAGGGAAAUGCGCCAGCCAAUCCAUUUGGUACAACUGCCACGCCUGAUCUUUCUCGAAAUCCCAACUCGUCCAUAGAUCCAUUUGCGAGCGUGUCAUCGAGAAAUCUCACACCUGCGGCAAACAAUCAAGCAUCUGAAUUUUCUGGAUUCAAUCCAUUUGGAACCACAUCGUCCCAACCAUUAUCAUCAAAUGCAGGAUCUUUACAAAAGCCACUGUUUGAUUUAGAUGCCUCAAGUCUUGCAUCGUCCGGUGUAUCUCAGCCAGUAAAUAAGAAUCCAUUUUCAACCACCAACACUUCGCGCUAUCAAUGGGAAGAUUCAAAGUCAAAACCCACGCUCUCUCAGCUGCAGGCAACUGGUGGGUUUCCUGCACCAACGGCAAAUAACCAUGGCUCAGGAUUGGGCUUGUCAGGAAUCCAAAACUUUGGUCAGGCUCCAGGGUGUUUUCCCAACUCCAUUGCACCACUGCAACCUUCCAUGACAGGCAGCAGUUUUUCGGGCGGAUCUAGCAAUCCAUUUGGAAUGAAUAUGGGUGGACAAGGAAUCCAACAACUGCCUUCUCAACAUACUGGUAGUAGCUUUGGCGGGCACAAUUUCCAAACUCAACAACCGCUUAAUUCUUUUGGUGGGACCAACACCACUACACCUUUUGGCACCCCAUUUCCGCAGCAACAACAAGGACCUUCAUCGUAUCAGCGGGCAAAUAAUUUUUUUUAGUGGUACUCUUGUUGAUUUCUCUCCAUUCGAUAUUCUAGUCUUGUUUAGUUUACGCUUUUUAGCUGAUCUUCACGGCUUUGCCGACUAUACUCUACUGAAAUAAACUAGUCUAUUUUCGAUGGG
Molecule: messenger RNA, 1927 nt
Organism: Batrachochytrium dendrobatidis JAM81
Lineage: Eukaryota; Fungi; Chytridiomycota; Chytridiomycetes; Rhizophydiales
Exons: 10
Coding region: 26-1804 (592 amino acids)
Biological process (GO): endocytosis
Cellular component (GO): endosome; clathrin vesicle coat; plasma membrane
Molecular function (GO): phospholipid binding; clathrin binding
Source: RefSeq, a predicted model, not a curated record